Mus musculus (house mouse) is the source of this 4788-nucleotide messenger RNA. It is a transcript of the gene Tgfbr2, whose product is annotated as transforming growth factor, beta receptor II. The transcript has 8 exons. Gene Ontology annotation, biological process: positive regulation of cell population proliferation; response to xenobiotic stimulus; transforming growth factor beta receptor signaling pathway. Gene Ontology annotation, cellular component: membrane; external side of plasma membrane; transforming growth factor beta ligand-receptor complex. The record is from RefSeq and is marked validated. Gene Ontology annotation, molecular function: transforming growth factor beta receptor activity, type II; glycosaminoglycan binding; protein kinase activity. Bases 327 to 2105 code for a protein of 592 amino acids. Lineage: Eukaryota; Metazoa; Chordata; Mammalia; Rodentia; Muridae.
GGCGAGAGGUCCUGCCCAGCUGUUGGCGAGGAGUUUCCUGUUUCCCUCUCGGCGCCCGGGUAAAGUUGAUGAGUGAGUCACUCGCGCGCACCGACCGACGACACCCCCCGCGCGCGCACACGCUCGCCUGGGGGACGGAGCCCCAGCCUCCUGCUCAGCUCUCCUCGGCCGCCGGGGGCCUCCUCCGGGCCUCCGAGCUCCGGGGAUCGCCGGCCACAUCUGGCCCGCAUCCUGAGAGGGCGAGGAGUAAAGGCGCAGCCCGGGGUCCCCGAGGCUCGGUUCGUGGCGCACCAGGGGCCGGUCUAUGACGAGCGACGGGGGCUGCCAUGGGUCGGGGGCUGCUCCGGGGCCUGUGGCCGCUGCAUAUCGUCCUGUGGACGCGCAUCGCCAGCACGAUCCCGCCGCACGUUCCCAAGUCGGAUGUGGAAAUGGAAGCCCAGAAAGAUGCAUCCAUCCACCUAAGCUGUAAUAGGACCAUCCAUCCACUGAAACAUUUUAACAGUGAUGUCAUGGCCAGCGACAAUGGCGGUGCGGUCAAGCUUCCACAGCUGUGCAAGUUUUGCGAUGUGAGACUGUCCACUUGCGACAACCAGAAGUCCUGCAUGAGCAACUGCAGCAUCACGGCCAUCUGUGAGAAGCCGCAUGAAGUCUGCGUGGCCGUGUGGAGGAAGAACGACAAGAACAUUACUCUGGAGACGGUUUGCCACGACCCCAAGCUCACCUACCACGGCUUCACUCUGGAAGAUGCCGCUUCUCCCAAGUGUGUCAUGAAGGAAAAGAAAAGGGCGGGCGAGACUUUCUUCAUGUGUGCCUGUAACAUGGAAGAGUGCAACGAUUACAUCAUCUUUUCGGAAGAAUACACCACCAGCAGUCCCGACCUGUUGUUGGUCAUUAUCCAAGUGACGGGUGUCAGCCUCCUGCCUCCGCUGGGGAUUGCCAUAGCUGUCAUCAUCAUCUUCUACUGCUACCGUGUCCACCGGCAGCAGAAGCUGAGCCCGUCCUGGGAGAGCAGCAAGCCCCGGAAACUGAUGGAUUUCAGUGACAAUUGUGCCAUCAUCCUGGAGGACGACCGCUCCGACAUCAGCUCCACGUGCGCCAACAACAUCAACCACAACACGGAGCUGCUGCCCAUCGAGCUGGACACGCUGGUGGGGAAGGGCCGCUUCGCCGAGGUCUACAAGGCCAAGCUGAAGCAGAACACCUCAGAGCAGUUUGAGACCGUGGCUGUCAAGAUCUUCCCCUACGAGGAGUACUCCUCGUGGAAAACAGAGAAGGACAUCUUCUCCGAUAUCAACCUGAAGCAUGAGAACAUCCUGCAGUUCCUGACGGCCGAGGAGCGGAAGACAGAGCUGGGCAAGCAGUACUGGCUGAUCACGGCGUUCCACGCGAAGGGCAACCUGCAGGAGUACCUCACGAGGCAUGUCAUCAGCUGGGAGGACCUGAGGAAGCUGGGCAGCUCCCUGGCCCGGGGCAUCGCUCAUCUCCACAGUGACCACACUCCUUGUGGGAGGCCCAAGAUGCCCAUUGUUCACAGGGACCUCAAGAGCUCUAACAUCCUAGUGAAGAACGACUUGACCUGUUGCCUGUGUGACUUCGGGCUGUCCUUGCGCCUGGACCCUACUCUGUCUGUGGAUGACCUGGCCAACAGCGGGCAGGUGGGAACGGCAAGAUACAUGGCCCCGGAAGUUCUAGAAUCCAGGAUGAAUCUGGAAAACGUGGAGUCGUUCAAGCAGACGGAUGUCUACUCCAUGGCUCUGGUACUCUGGGAAAUGACGUCCCGCUGCAAUGCUGUGGGAGAAGUGAAGGAUUACGAGCCCCCAUUUGGUUCCAAGGUGCGGGAGCACCCCUGUGUGGAGAGCAUGAAAGACAGUGUGCUGAGAGACCGAGGGCGGCCGGAAAUUCCCAGCUUCUGGCUCAACCACCAGGGCAUCCAGAUCGUGUGUGAGACUUUGACCGAGUGCUGGGACCAUGACCCCGAAGCCCGUCUCACAGCACAGUGUGUGGCAGAGCGCUUCAGUGAGCUGGAGCAUCCGGAGAGACUCUCUGGGAGGAGCUGCUCCCAGGAGAAGAUUCCAGAAGAUGGCUCGCUGAACACUACCAAAUAGCUUUUUCUGGGCAGGCUGGGCCAAGCCUCCAGAAGCCGUCCUCUAGCCAAAGACCAGAGGCAGCAGGAUUCUCUCCUGACUGAUGCUUCUGGAAAACCAAGGACUUGCUCCCUUCUUCCCCAGGAGCUGCCCCGUGUUUAGAAGCGGCAGCAGCAGCAGCAACAACCAUAGCGGCGGUGGCAGCGGCGGGGGAUGAGUGACAGAGAGCGUCCUAUGCCUUGGAGACUGUCAUGGCAUAAGCUGUGCUAGCACCUCCUCAGGAAAUGAGAUUGAUUUUUACAACAGCCAAUAACGUUUGCACUUUAUUAAUGCCUGUGUGUAAAUACGAAUAGCUAUGUUUUAUAUAUAUCUAUAUAUCUAUAUGUCUAUAUCUCUCUAUAUAUAGCCAUACUCUGCAAGGAGACAAAGAAAAUGAUCAAAUGUGUUCCCCGGGGAAUUAGUUUUUAUUGGAGAGCUCUAGAAUGGAGCAGAAGGGACUCGGGAUAGCGUUAGCACUUGACAAUCAGUCACACAAGCAACGAUCCCCUGACAGCAGGGUUGGGGGCACAAUUGUAUGAGAAGGAUCCAUGCCUUGCAGCCUGCUUUGGCCACAAAACACUUUGUUUUGCAAUAAUGACCCUCUACAGUAGGGUGCUUUAUGGACCAGGGAGCUGAGCUCCAGUCCAGCACUGAGUCCCAGGAUCUCCCAUGUGUCUUUGCUUCUCUUGGUUGUUAUCUUUGACAUUCAAGCCCCACUCUGACUUGUGAACCUUCUGACUUAGCCUUGAAACUUGGCCCCAUUUUUCUGCUUUUACGGGCUACCAAAAAUCAAAGAAGACCGUUCCCCACCCAUGAAAUUGGCCUACCAUCUACUAAUAAGAUUGAGUUCUUUGAUCCUUUCCUGUGCAUAAGUAACUGUUAUUUGUUCCCUGCCAUUAUCCUUUGUUGAUUUUUUUAAAACAAGGCACACCCUACACUCAGCCCCUCAGCCUCACUGUGUUUAAUUUUUGUCGCUCUGCUGCUGGGUCUUCCAGCUUGCCAUGGCAACACCAGUGGGUUCCAUUAUCCCAGCCUCCCAAAUAGCGGACAGGAUUUGAAUGGCGCACGCUGCCCAUACUGUACAGCUGUGUCCGGGGACUCUUUGAACCCUCCUUUUCCUCGAUCAACACACUGUCGAAAAAGUUAGUUGAGCUUCUUUAGAACUAUUUGGGAGGUUGCAGAGAAGCUUAGAUUCCCCAAUAAGCAGAGGAGGUGGUUCCUAGCUCCGCCCCCAGGGGGCAUCAUUUCCAGCAAGAAGGGCAUGGCUGCAGCUGCCUCACUGCUCACUCCUAAGCCUCCAGACUUCCCAUUACUCACACCCACCCCAGUCUGGAAAUGAAAGCUGCUUCCAGUCAGGAUCCAUUGUAAGAAAAGUGCGUUCGUGAGCAUGGAGAGAUAGCAAGUAAAAAUGGUUGCACCACAAGCAAGACGACCUGAGUUCAACCCCUCCAGAACCCACGACAAAAGUCAUGUUCAGUGGGGCACUCUUAUCAUCUCAGCCCUGGGAAGACGAACACCCCUGGAAGCCCAGGGCUAGGAAGAUUGUCUCCAAAGCAGGGUGAGCAGCACCCUGAGGAACAUCUGACAUUGACUGACUUCUGGUCUCCAUCACAGGUGCACCCACGAACACCCACACACACGUGCACACACUAGAAAUGUGCAUUCAUUUCACCCUGUUCUGGGAACAGAUUGGAUUGCACAAAACUUAUCUGAUGUUAUGAUUUGAAAUUGACAUAAAUUGGACAUCAGGAGACCACCUGUGUGUGACCUCAUUAGGUCAGGGCUCUUUGUAUGCAUAAUAAGUUUCAUCUGCCUCUGCAAGGGAACCUCUCUGCUCUAAGAAUCUUUCUUUAUGGCUACUGGUCUCUGCAUGGUCCUAACCUUGGCAGAAAUUACAAGUGCAUAUUUGAACAGGGGUCACACAGGACUCCUGUGUAGAGACAGGGACUCUGUGUCCACUUGGAUGAGAGCAGGGAAUGAGCUUUAAAAGGAAACUUGUUAAUCCCCCAACAAAUGUGGAUGUUGCAAACCAAAGUCUGUCUUGUUAAGAAAUUGUGUUUUUGAAGCGACUUAUUUUCAACCAAAUAGGAGCAUGAUUGGAGAACCACCAAGGGGGCCUUUUGUUCUGUUUGGUCAACAUGGUCAAAUUGGGGGUAGGACAAAAAUCUAUGUGUUCUGUGGCUUCGAACACCAUGGAAACCCCCAAGCCCACUUGCUUCUUUUGGAUUGCCAGUGCUAACCCAGUAGCUGUUGUUCACCGCCCUCUAGCGGGGAAUUUACAGAAUGCUGGUCCACUAGUGGGAUUUCUAGGGUUCAAAAGUGACUUCACUUCCGGGUCAUCAUCAGAAACUGGAAUAUGGUGUCAUGUUACUGUGGCUUGUUUUGUUUAUGUCAUUUCUUUUCUUUAUUCAAGAAAAAGACCAAGGAAUAGCAUCGCUGUCAUUCCUCAAAGUGUUGACUCUUGUUCACUACUCUACAUAAAGGGAAAGUUUUAUUCUUUUAUUGAACACUUCGGCCAUAUUCAUGUAUUCAAAUAGGAAUGUGAAUGAAUGCACAAUAUUCUUUUUAUAUCAAAACCUAAAGCACUUAUUUUCAAUCUAUGCAGUGUUUGUCUUUUAUAUAAAUAAAAAUGUCUAGUAGAUCAAAUAAAUCCAAAGUCCGCAGA